Podarcis raffonei (Aeolian wall lizard) is the source of this 2194-nucleotide messenger RNA. RefSeq names its product protein phosphatase, Mg2+/Mn2+ dependent 1J (gene PPM1J). Gene Ontology annotation, molecular function: protein serine/threonine phosphatase activity. The coding region runs from base 251 to 1819 and encodes 522 amino acids. NCBI's taxonomy places the organism in Eukaryota, Metazoa, Chordata, Lepidosauria, Squamata, Lacertidae. Gene Ontology annotation, biological process: protein dephosphorylation. The transcript is spliced from 10 exons. The record is from RefSeq and is a predicted model, not a curated record.
AGGACACCGAAGGACGGGGCUCUGAAGACGCCCGCGAAAGGGAGGCCCUCGCUCGGCUCGGGGCGCUCCGAGAGGAUGCUGGAAGCUGGUUGGGGAGGGGGAAGGUGCUCGCUCGGAGAUUCCCUGACUUGGCGGCGGAGCUGCAGCCCGAGCCGAGCGGGCGGAGGCGGAGGAGGGGAGCGGAGCCAGGCAGCGCGCCUCCCUCUCCCGCCUCCCCGAGCCCGCGGCGCCCGGCAGCGGCUCCUGCAGCAUGUUGGGCAGGGUGCGCUCCGCGAUGGCGCAACUCGUCGGGGGCCUGGGGGGCGGAGGAAGCCCCUCGAGCCCGCCGCCCGUCUCGGCCUCCUCCGGCUCGGCGGCGCCUCCGCCCCCUCCGCCGCCCGCUGCCCCCGGGCCCAGCUCCAGCGCCGCCGCCACCAGCACCGGUCCCUGCCGGGAACCGCCCCGAAGCAGCUUCUCCAGACCGGCUUUCCUACAGCUCACGCCCGAGGAGCUUCUGCGGGCGGAUGACCACACGGGCCGAGCCGUCCAGAGCCCCCGCGAGAGCCGCCGCCGCCUGCCUUGGAGCACCGGCUACGCCGAGGUGAUAAAUGCUGGCAAGAGCCAACACAACGAGGAUCAAGCAUGCUGUGAGGCAGUGUAUGUGGAAAAGAGACGGGCUGUGAGGAAUAACCCAGCCCCCAAGGAAACCUCUGGAGAUCUAGAAGGGGGCACCAAAGGCCUGACUUUUUACUACUGGGGCUUGUUUGAUGGGCAUGCUGGAAGCGGAGCUGCAGUCAUGGCAUCCAAGCUGCUUCACUUCCAAAUCCGUGACCAACUCCGAGACUUGGUGGACAUCUUGCAAGACUCAUCCCUUCCUCCAAUCUGCCUAGAAGAUGGUCCCAGGACAGUUCUAAGAGAACCAAACAGGGUUCCUCUGGCUGAGGAAGACGCUGAGGUCCCAAACAAUGCCCUGCCACGCUUCCAUAUGGAAAAGGCCGUUUCCCAUGAGAGUUUGGUGGUGGGAGCUAUUGAGAAUGCAUUCAAGCAGAUGGACAUUCAGAUCGAGCAGGAACGGGUGGCUCGGCAUGCAUCAGGAGGCUGCUGUGCCCUGGCUGCGGUUUAUCUCCUGGGGAAGUUCUACGUGGCCAAUGCAGGUGACAGUAGGGCCAUUAUCAUCCGUAAUGGGGAAAUCAUUCCAAUGUCCAGGGAGUUUACUCCAGAGACAGAGAGGCAAAGGCUGCAGUUUUUAGCCUUUUUGAGACCUGAGCUGCUGGGGAAUGAGUUCACUCACCUUGAGUUCCCUCGAAGAAUCCAGCAUAAGGAAGUGGGGAAAAAGAUGCUGUACAGGGACCAAAACAUGAAUGGCUGGGCAUAUAAAAGGAUAGAAGAAGAUGACCUGAAGUUUCCACUUGUUUACGGAGAGGGUAAAAAGGCUCGAAUGAUGGCAACUAUUGGGGUGACGCGGGGUUUGGGUGAUCAUGAUCUCAAGGUGUACAGCUCCAACAUCCACAUCAAACCUUUCCUGUCCUGCACGCCAGAGGUUCGCGUUUAUGACCUCACACAGUACGAGCACUGCCCUGACGAUGUGCUGGUGCUGGGCACAGAUGGCCUCUGGGAUGUCACCAAUGACCGAGAGGUUGCCAAUGUGGUAUUUGAUGUCCUAAUGGGCUAUGAGCCCAAUGACCCUUGCAGGUACACAAUGGUGGCCCAGGAGUUGGUGGUGAGGUCCAGAGGGGUUCUGAAGGAACGUGGCUGGAGGCUGGCCAAUGACAAGCUGGGCUCUGGAGAUGACAUCUCUGUCUUUGUUAUUCCCCUUGGUGGUCCAGGAAACUACACCUGAACCUCAGGUGCCAGGGACACAGGGGUCAUGAUUCUAGACUUUACAAAGAAGAAGAAAAGCCAAGGGAAAUAACCACCAUCUUGCAGCAGAACUGGAGGCUGUCCCUACACCUGGAACAUUCAUAAUGAUGGAGUCUUCCGAAGAGGAUUGGGGGUGGGGGAAUGUAUGACUGCACCUUGGGUUCUUGUCCCACUGUGUCUCAGCUUGCUGGGUUCCAGCUAGGGACAUAAAGAGGUAGCCCUGGUCCACACUUCUGUUAACGACAAGAAAGUCAAGGCAGAGCCGUUCCUCUCAGGAUUUACACCCAUCAGCCCUGGAGACCUGUAGGAAAUCUUGCAUUCCAAGGGCUGCAUUAAAUUUGGGCUUUUGGUCACA